CAGCACACAAAACUUGCAUGGGGCAGUGACCACCUUGCCGUACAUUUCUGUCAUGAGGUUGUGUUUCAACGCGUUACCGACUUGCAACUUCCAACCCACCAUCCAUCCACCGUUCCUCGUUGCUCCAUGGCCCAACAAACCACCCACCCGCCGUGAAGAUGGCGAGCAAUCGAUCUUUUUACCGAGACGUGUUUGUCUGGGAUCUAUCCCAUGACAAUGAAGACCGCGUUCCGUUGGGUGGUUUAACCGCCACACCCGGCAUGACGAACACGGAUUUUCAUCAAAUGCUCGAAAUCUUACUCAUUACCUCGGGUGAUUGCAUUGUCCAGGACGGAUCUGGAACCGAAGUCCCACGAGACGACAAGCCUCUUCCCCCUGGAGAUUAUUUCAUCGUUGCUGACAAGGUUGAGGUCAACAACGAGGCUGUCUAUACUCGAGCGUGCUCUAUCUCUGGAGGCGAACGAGUAAAGUCGUUUCGAGAGCAAGUCCAAGCUCGUGAUGGCGGCUGCGUUGUUUCGAAGGAAAGAAAUCCCACAUCUGCGAUCGGGUUGUGGCGGGGAUUUGAAGCCGCACACAUCUUCCCAUUGGCAUUCGAAUCGCAAUGGGUGCAGUUGAACUAUGGCCGUUGGAUCACGAUUGAUCCGCCUCAAGGGGGCAAGAUCAACUCUGUGCAAAAUGGCAUCCUGCUUAGGACUGAUCUGCAUCAACUCUUUGAUGAUUAUGAGUUCUCUAUUAACCCUGAUAAUGGGUACAAGAUUAUCUUCUUCUUCCCUGGAAGAGAGCAUUUGGCUGGGCAACGCCUUGACAGUCGCCUGCUGAACGACCCUCGUCGCCCGCCCGACGCGCUCUUCCGCUGGCACUUCCGCCAGGCGGUCCUUACGAACAUGAGAGGGAUAGGAGAACCUCUUCAUGAGCACGAUUUCCCGCCCGGUUCAGAUAUCAUGGGACAGAUCCAGGCCGGGCCCAAGGCUGCUGAGCGGAUGGAGUUCGAGCUCUUUGACCGGCUGGCUCACCACGUGGAGAUUGUGUAGGGGCAAGGGAAGCGGGAGGGGGGAGAGGAUGGGCGAUGACAUUGCCAAUAGCGAUAGGACAUGGUUCAGAAAACACACAAAAAGCGAAGUUAAACCGCAUUCGCAAUGGUCAGUUGGUGCUUCGGGGUCCUUACUUUCUGGCAAAUUUCAGUCAUGCGCGCCAGAGAAACAAAACAGUAAACCUUGAACGAGUAAGUGAUAAAGCGUAGCGAUGAGAAAAGAAAGCCCUAGGUACGUCCGUCCGUGC
Messenger RNA from Thermothielavioides terrestris NRRL 8126, 1278 nucleotides. RefSeq lists its product as uncharacterized. NCBI's taxonomy places the organism in Eukaryota, Fungi, Ascomycota, Sordariomycetes, Sordariales, Chaetomiaceae. The transcript has 3 exons. The coding region runs from base 159 to 1031 and encodes 290 amino acids. The record is from RefSeq and is a predicted model, not a curated record.